AGCAUUAGUGCGGUUACUCGGGAUAAGACAUCCGUGCACGAUGUAGCGAUCGGUGAGUAGUAAAGUUGUUCUGCAUGUUGAUCAGUACAGUAGUGAAAAGUACAUCAAUCAACAUGCAUCCGCGAUCGUUUGGUUAUUUAACACCAAUAAUCAUUUUUCUGCAUUUAUUAAUACAUAAUUUAGCUGAGUCUCGUCAUCUCUAUCGGAUGGAAAUACCACGCAAGUGUUGUUCUCCUGACAAUUUUUUUAACGAGCAUUUAGUGUGCAUUAAUCGAACCGUUAAAUCAUCACUAUCGAGCAUUGAUAUUAAAAAGAAAUCAACAUUUUCGUCAAGCAGUGAUGGGUUAAAGUGCAUGUUCAAUGAGUCGCUAAUUUUAAACGGAACCUACAAAUUAGACAGGAGGGACUCGUAUGUAACACUCCAUGUGCCAAAUAGUUUUUGCAUCGAGGACAUCGUCAAUGGGACAACAGUGUUGGCUAGAUGUCCGUCUCCAGAGGAACGACAUCGUUCGCAGAUCCACAAUCUGGGUGCGGUUAUAUUCUGGGGAGCGCAGACCUACAUGUCUACAAACAUCGCCCACGUGGUCUUGUGUACUAUUGUUGUUAUUAUCUACCUGUCUGUACCACAGCUACAACGUGGUCUGUAUAACCGUGCCGUUGUCAGACACAAUAUAUGUCUCAUGAUGACUGGUGUCGUCUUACAAAUGCUUGGCUUCUGUGAGCUUGGAAACUGCCAAUUCAAUGACUACUUGAUGAUUUUUUCAUGGUUGAGUCUUCAGUAUUUCACCAUCGCUACCGUAUUUUGGCUAAAUGUUAUUUGCUAUGACAUGACUCUGGCAAUAACCAAGUUCCGAUGGAUAACUGGAGCCGGACAGCAUGACAAUAUUGAUGAGAAUCGUAAAAUUUUUAUUUAUGGACUGUUUGCCUGGGGAGGCUCCUUAUUGCCGGUGAUUCUUGCCGGUCUCUGUGAUUACAUUCCUUCGGUACCGAAAGACUUUAUUCUCAAACCGAACUACCUAAAGUUUCGUGACGGACCAAGUCCUAUUGUAAAUUUGUAUUUUUUUCUCGUACCCGCGUUUACUUUGCUGCUAAACAAUAUUUUGUUUAUUUACACAACAUUUAAAAUAAUUAAGAUUCAACGCAGCACCCAAAUCGCGACGUCCAAUCAGAAAAAUUUAUUGAAAAAAAAAUACUUUUUGUUUCUGAGAUUGUAUUUACUGAUGGGCGCGCCCUGGUUCUUCGGAAUGGUACUCGCGUGUUUGAAUAAACUUGUUUUACUUAAAACAUGUCGGCUAAUACAGCCUUCACUGUGGCUCCUGAUACUCGCGACCCACAAAUACGUUAUUACUAAAAUAAAAUCCUUGUCUGCUAAUUACAAGCGCAGAAAAUGUAGCGUUACAACUAUCAGCGCUUAAUUUACCAGCAAGUGAAAAUCAUAUAUAUAUUAGUGAUAAGUGACAAAGUGAAAUAAUCAUUUUUAUGAUAAAAUGUACAUUACGGGCAAGGAAUGAGAAAUACAAAGACUGAAUAUUUUAUAAUAAACGUACAUUAAUUAGCACUUUAGUAUAUUUUAUAUAUUUAUGUGCAUAAGUACUCCGGGAUAUCCAGUACUAUUUAUAAAGUCUUGUUGGCAAGUGAUACUGAAGUUGUGGUUUAAAUUUCCGUUAUGCAACUCACAUUCUGUGGAAUCCCCGCCGAGGAAACUUGUUUUGUUGUUAAAAGAAAAAUAUAUAAUUAUUAUAAAUGCAAUAUUGUACUUUUAAAAUCUACUCAUGUGUAAAAAAAAUAAUUAUUGUUUAUAUAUAUACAUAUACAUGUAUAGUCAAAUGUAUUGGUAGGAUUUAAGAUUUUUUAUAAGUGAUAAAUAAUUGUGGUCAAAUAUUAUUUUUUUUUUCUAUUCGAUAUUUACAAUUUCUAUUUACGGAGACAACGAGGGUCGAAAUGAGCCCCCAGAAAUUUGGGCCACUCAAAAUUUGUUACAAACAAUUUUAUUAAAAUUUCCAAAAUUCUUAAUUAAAAAUAAUUUCAUAUUGAUAAGAAUUUUAUAUUUCAUAGCAGUCCACUAUGCCUCAAAUUUUGAUUUUUUUUAUAGCUGGGUCAUACUGAUACCUCAUACGCAUUUGAAGACCAAAGGAAAAAUAUCACACUAUUGUUACUUUUUUUCUAAAGGACUCAUUUUAUCCCCUUUUACUUCCUUUGAAAUUAGUCUGUGAUAGUGACGUCUCAAUUGAGGAAUUGAAAAAAAAUUUUGUGACAUAUAUAAUGUAGUAGUAUAACAGUCUACAGUAAUAAUAAAAUAAUAAUUAUCAAGAAAUAAGUGAAUUUAUGGUUGAUUUGAAUUAAUCAAUGGUUGGUUAUUUAAAUUUACAGGCUUGCUUGCAAUAAUUGAUAAUUGAUAAUGUAUGUUUAUUAGUGCAUUUUGAUAAGUCAAUUGCUGAUUGAUUAUCAGCCAGUGUCAACUCGCGUUCAAUCAAUCAAUGGCUGAGCGGAUUAACGCGACUACGCGUUCCAUCGAUAACAAACUAGGAUUACAGAUUUUUAUUGUAAUUUUGUGUUUCCUAAAAUUAUCAAAAAAAUUUUUGUCGAUACAACAAUCAGUUAGAGAAUAACAAGACUGAUCGUAGGGUAGAUUUAGACUGUAAACUACCAAUCCACAAAUUUAUUAUUAAAAUUAUGACAAUGACGAAUUACUAAUGCUGGGUAUUACCGCAAAUACUAAUACUAGAUCCAAACAAUAAAACAAAUAAAGACUAUUGUCUGCUUAUAUUUAUUUAUGUGAUUACUGAUUGCGUGUAUGAUAGAUAAAUUCAGGGAUUUAUUGCUUGAAUUAGUGUCGUGUUAAUAUAAAUAAUGUAAUAUAAUGAUAUAAUAUAAAUACAGCUUGAAUGACACUCGACUUUGAGUUUUUACUGAAUUAAAUUAAUCUCGAUAGAACCCUGGGGAUAUUAUAUUAAAUGUU
This is a messenger RNA of Microplitis mediator, 2959 nucleotides long. RefSeq lists its product as uncharacterized. The coding region runs from base 75 to 1415 and encodes 446 amino acids. Gene Ontology annotation, cellular component: membrane. The transcript has a single exon. NCBI's taxonomy places the organism in Eukaryota, Metazoa, Arthropoda, Insecta, Hymenoptera, Braconidae. Gene Ontology annotation, biological process: cell surface receptor signaling pathway. Gene Ontology annotation, molecular function: transmembrane signaling receptor activity. The record is from RefSeq and is a predicted model, not a curated record.